[Torrubiella] hemipterigena is the source of this 1452-nucleotide messenger RNA. The record is from the annotation of a GenBank genome assembly. Lineage: Eukaryota; Fungi; Ascomycota; Sordariomycetes; Hypocreales; Clavicipitaceae.
CCCGCCCGCCAUUUCGCCCACAUCCGUUUAAGUCCUUCGAUAAGACUGAGCACAAGCAAAAAGGCCCAGAAACGCCGUGACGCUGCCGAGUAAUGGUUGUCGCCGCCGACCUGCAGCAGCCCAAUCGGAUCGGGCAGUGGCAAAAGGCCGUCUGCGCUUCUGCGAAUCCCCUCCUCCUCUGGCCUGCUUCCCCUGACAUCUCCUUUUCAUCUGCACAGAACUUAAAGCAUACUACCACCUCCAGGCCGUCGCCUUUGGAUCAUGUCGCCCGGCUUCCACCCAACUCAACCCAACCAGCACUACACCGACUCUUUCACUUCGCCCUCGGCCCUAACUCUACGCCCAUUAUGGCCGACACAGGCUGGUUUCUGCAGUGGACAAUCAUACUAAUGCUAACGGCCCUGACGCUGUCGCUCCUAGUCGUUGCCCAAAUCGCCCACAUGCACUGGUCCGCCUACGUCGCUGCUCCAAAGGAGGUCGCCACCUUUAUAGACACUGUCGAUUUCUCCAUUCAAGAGAACGAAAGCUAUGAUAGGGACGUCGCAAAGGUGCAACGACUAGAAGAUAAGAUCCGCCUCGGGCUGUUGCUCAGAGAGAUCCAGAAGCAUGGUGAUGACCUGCACGAGGAGCUGAAUGGGCUGUUGCUCUCUGACGAAACCACAGCUAUGCGCACUUCAGCACGGCUGUUCUGGGCUAGCAAGCGCACGCAACUAGACGAUCGCGUGCGUAGACUCGAUCUUCUACGAAUGCGAUUCCUGGUCGUCUACCUAGGCAUCAUAUCCUCCAUAGCUGACAAGCAACCCCCGCCCCCUCCGCCUCUUCCGCGAGAUACCGAAAAAUCAGCUGCUUUUCAAACCCCAUCUCGAGCCAGUUUUACGAAAUCAUUACAAAGUAGUGUGCCGAAGCGUCCUCCUGUCCGCCGGCUAACGACUCAAGCCAUCGGGCACCAGGAGAACGUCACGGGCACUGGGCGGAGGGGCUGGGCUGGGGUUGUGGAAGAACUGCAAACCUCGCCGCGAAUGCACCAACGACACGCCUCGAUAGAACGCGCCAUGUCAAUGAGCCCUACGGAACUAGAAGACCGCAAGUUUAGCUUUUCAUGACGAAUUUACGACGGGUGGCCGACUUCCUUGGUCACCAGCAAUGUACAACGAUAAAAACGACUCUCAUAUUUAGCGACAAUUAAUUUCUCGACUCUUCCCAUAUUCGACAGUUCGCGGCAAAACAUACAGUACAUAUUUUUAUUUCAGACCAAUUGCAUCAGUUGAUGCCGGUCUGGGUGUUGAGGAGUAUGCGAUUGUCAACUCAUCCUUGAUCUCUACAGUUGGCGGUUCCGGUCGAUUUCGUGCAGCAGACCCUAGAUCGGAUAUAGACAUAAUAGCCUAAUGUUCAAGCGCAAAAAGAAUUUUGCUUUCUAUAUUUUUGAUAAUUUAUUCCAAGUUUAACUUCACU